UCAAGAUUACAAAUCCUGAUAUCCUUGCUUUCAAGUUCCAAUCUUCUCAUGGCUCACCCACAUGUGCUGCAUGCAUAUUUUGUUAUACAAUUCAUAAUAAUCAGUUUUGUUUUUAUAACACCAGGUUCAUCAAGGCCAUGGCCACACACUUCAUUCCCAUCAUCACUCCCAAACGAAACCAUAGAUACAAAGCUUUGUAAAGACACCAGUUGCAUCAAAACAGCCUCUUCAGAUUACGGAAAUAUCAUUCAAGAACUCCCUUUCGGCGUUCUAUAUCCUUCCUCAGUUUCCGAUAUCAAACACCUGGUUGAAUCCUCUUACAAUUCCACUACACCUUUCACUAUCGCAGCCCGUGGCAAUGGGCAUUCAGUUAGGGGACAAGCCAUGGCCAAAGAUGGGGUGGUUGUGAAUAUGGGAUCGAUGAGUAGUAAUGAAAAUGAAAGGAUUUCUGUUAAUGGAAACUCUUCUGUAGGGUUUUAUGCAGAUGUCGGAGGUGAGCAGCUGUGGAUCAAUGUCUUGGGGACGACACUUGAUCAUGGACUUGCACCAGUUUCGUGGACGGAUUACUUGUAUCUUACUGUUGGUGGUACGCUCUCUAAUGCAGGAAUUAGCGGACAAUCGUCAUUCCAUGGUCCUCAGAUCAGCAAUGUUCUUGAAAUGGAUGUCAUUACAGGAAAGGGAGAUUUCGUUACUUGCUCCAAAAACAUGAACUCUGAUCUCUUUUAUGCUGUUCUUGGUGGUCUUGGCCAGUUUGGGAUCAUAACUAGAGCAAGAAUUGUUCUAGACAAGGCACCAAACAGAGUGAAAUGGGUACGACUAAUUUACAAAGAUUUUUCCAAAUUCACGAAGGAUCAAGAGCAUUUGAUCUCAGUUGAUGGGUUCGAUUAUGUGGAAGGCUCUUUGAUCAUGAAAAAUACUCCUGCAAGCGAUUUUUUCUCGCCUUCUGAUGAAUCCAUGAUAAACUCGCUGGCCUCCGAAAAUGGCAUUUUAUACUGCUUAGAAGCAGUCAAAUAUUACGAUGAUCAUAUCAUAAACACCAUUGAUGAGGAACUUGAAAUGAUAUUGACAGGAUUGAGCUUCGAAUCUGGGUUUAUUUUCAAGAAAGAUGCAACUUUUUUCGAUUUUCUGAAUAGAGUAAGAGAUGAAGAGCUUCUGCUUCAAUCAAUAGGGCUAUGGGAUGUCCCUCAUCCAUGGCUAAAUCUCUUCAUUCCAAGAUCAAGAAUUAUGGAUUUUAAUGAAGGUGUUUUUGUCGAUAUUAUUCAGAAACAAAACAGGAGUAGCUCAGGGCCAUUCCUCGUCUACCCAAUUAACCGAAAGAAGUGGGAUGAUAAUAUGUCAGUUGUUAUACCAGAAGAUGAUGAAGAUAUGUUCUACACCGUUGCAUUAUUAAACUCGGCUAAGGAUUACAAAGAUUGGGCGAUUAUGGAUGAACAAAAUACGGAGAUUUUACAGUUUUGUGAUAAAUCUGGGAUCAAGGUCAAGCAAUACUUUCCACAUUACGGAAAGAAAGAAGAAUGGAUGAAGCAUUUCGGCAAGAAAUGGGAUAUCUUUAACGAGAGGAAAGCUCAGUUUGAUCCAAAAAUGAUACUCUCUCCUGGACAAAGAAUUUUUAAUUCUGAAUGAAGUUUUUUUAUGUAAUAACUAUUUUAUGUCGCAUUUAUGUAUGAAAAAAUAAUUUAGGUAAUGCACUUUAGUUUUUUAAAUGUUAUAGGAAUAAUAUAUACUCUUAAUUAUGGAUCAAGAACACCGUAGGGUUAAUUUAUUGUAAUAUUGGCAUAUAUGACCCCAUAUAUUAAUAUUAAUAUAAUAUGUGUGUAUGAUAUC
This is a messenger RNA of Lactuca sativa (garden lettuce), 1824 nucleotides long. RefSeq names its product cytokinin dehydrogenase 2. Gene Ontology annotation, molecular function: cytokinin dehydrogenase activity; FAD binding. The record is from RefSeq and is a predicted model, not a curated record. Gene Ontology annotation, biological process: cytokinin metabolic process. Lineage: Eukaryota; Viridiplantae; Streptophyta; Magnoliopsida; Asterales; Asteraceae.